Messenger RNA from Cadophora gregata, 1407 nucleotides. RefSeq names its product Rho GTPase. Gene Ontology annotation, molecular function: GTP binding; GTPase activity. NCBI's taxonomy places the organism in Eukaryota, Fungi, Ascomycota, Leotiomycetes, Helotiales, Ploettnerulaceae. The transcript has 6 exons. Bases 1 to 1407 code for a protein of 468 amino acids. Gene Ontology annotation, biological process: small GTPase-mediated signal transduction. The record is from RefSeq and is a predicted model, not a curated record.
AUGGAUUCCGUCUCCCUUACACUGACGAUCGGACCAGUCGUCCUCAAGGCAGCGACACUCGCGAAGCAAUGUCGUGAUAUCCAAGCGAAACUCUCGUUACCGCUAGGAACGCCGAACGCAACUGCUCUUGAAUGCACUGAGAUUCAUCAACUACUAGAGAGCUUUCAGGUUGUGGGCCAACAAGAGCUGUCGAAGCAAGGAGCUGAGAAAGCCAAGGAAUUCAGUCAUGCUGUUGGAAAUGUACGGAAGUGCUUCUCGGAGGUGCUGACGUCUAUUGAGCAGCAUGUUGAGGCACUUGAAGAGGUUGCGGAGAAGAAUUCUAAUGGAGAUAUUCAAGUUGUGUCGGAGAGCGAAGAAUUUCAAUGGAAAGAGGAUGAGGUUUGGAAGAUCCUCCAGGGAUCAGAACAGCAUCGCCAUAAGUUUACGUCUCUUUUGAAAGAUUCCCAAGCAGCUGUAGAACCCUUGGAAGGUGAAGAACAUUACUACGAGCAGAGUGUAGAGCUUGAAUGGGAUCCGAGUAUUUCUGGGAGUACGAUUUUGUCAGACGGAACUGGAUCCAGUGGAUCGAGUUUGAGGACUGUGGAGAGUCAGGUGACUGUUACAGGGACACUGACGUCGAGGCAGCGUAUCGGACAUCCGGUUCAUCCGGUACAUGUCACACAUGUUGGGCUUGAUCCUGAUACUGGGGAGUUCAUAGGCCUGCCACCGGAAUGGAGAAAGAUUAUGAUGGCUGAAGAUGAAAAGGCUCGAGCAGCCGCCAAAUCAAGAGCCGAAGCUUCUGUUGGAACAUCUCUGCCUUCAGGGCAUGGGAGAGACAAGAAGAAUCCUACAAUCAAGCUUGUUGUGGUUGGAGACCCAGGGAAGCUCAAGCAAUAUCUCUUGGUUACAUACGUGACGAACAAGUAUCCCACCGAAUAUGUAUUACCAGUAUUCGAUAAUUAUGCUGUCAAAGUAAUGAUUGGCGAUGAACCUUACACGCUCGGCAUAUUCGAUACAACCGGCCAAGAAUCAUACGAACGCCUCCGUCCACUGUCCUACCCGCAAACAGACGUAUUCAUGAUCGUAAUCUCCACUUCUAACCGAUCUCACUACAAAUCCGCACGCGAUACCUGGGCACCAGAACUCAAGCUCCAUUGUCCCGGCGUACCAUUCCUGCUCGUUGGAAUUCAAGAUCCUCCAAAUGAUGCCCUUGAUACUGCGUCCAGGAAGAAGGCACGAGUUGAUGAGGGAAAGAAGCUAGCGAGAGAGAUUGGGGCAGCGCAAUACGUGGAGUGUGAGUUGAAGACUCAGAAAGGGGUCAAAGAUGUUUUCGAUGAGGCUAUUGUUGCGGCUCUUAAUCCACGCGCAGGGCCGAAAAAGAGAAGACGCUCGAGAUUGAGACUACUUGCUCGAAUCGAGGAGGAUUGA